Suillus clintonianus is the source of this 614-nucleotide messenger RNA. RefSeq names its product ribosomal protein L34Ae. Gene Ontology annotation, cellular component: ribosome; cytosolic large ribosomal subunit. NCBI's taxonomy places the organism in Eukaryota, Fungi, Basidiomycota, Agaricomycetes, Boletales, Suillaceae. The transcript has 5 exons. The record is from RefSeq and is a predicted model, not a curated record. The coding region runs from base 106 to 453 and encodes 115 amino acids. Gene Ontology annotation, biological process: translation; ribosome biogenesis. Gene Ontology annotation, molecular function: structural constituent of ribosome.
CUGUAUAUUACCAAUCAGCCACAACCCUCGGUCGGCGAUUGGUGUAUUGAAGCGGCCCAAACGACCUCAAGACCCUCUGCUCAAGGCUCAAAAUCAUCUCCCCAAAUGGCUCAACGCGUCACCCUCCGUAAACGUCAACCCUACAACACCACCUCAAGCCGCAGACGCAUCGUAAAGACGCCAGGUGGAAAACUCGUAUACCACCACCUCAAGAAACUUGCCACUCAGCCUAAAUGCGGUGAUUGCGGUAUUGGUCUUCCUGGUGUCCCUGCUCUCCGCCCCCGCCAAUACGCAACGAUCUCAAAGCGCCAGAAGACAGUGUGCAGGGCUUAUGGUGGUUCGCGAUGCGGAGACUGUGUCAAGUCGCGCAUUCUACGAGCAUUCCUUGUCGAGGAGGCAAAGAUAGUCAAGAAGGUCAUCAAAAGCCAACAGAAGGCAGGAGGCCGCAAGUAAAUACUUUGGCCCCUUUGGAGUGGUCGUUUUAUGGCUAUUGAUAUUCAUGCAUUUUCACUUCGUCUAUCGCAUCUAUGUAGAACCGGCGCACCAAAAUUCAGACCGAGGAGGUCAGUAUGCAGUUCUUAAUGCUCAGUGUGGUGUAAGUCUUAGGCACAGUC